Molecule: messenger RNA, 384 nt
Organism: Chrysochloris asiatica (Cape golden mole)
Lineage: Eukaryota; Metazoa; Chordata; Mammalia; Afrosoricida; Chrysochloridae
Product: cytochrome b-c1 complex subunit 7-like
Exons: 2
Coding region: 1-384 (127 amino acids)
Biological process (GO): mitochondrial electron transport, ubiquinol to cytochrome c
Source: RefSeq, a predicted model, not a curated record
AUGUCGGAGUUGUCGACUGUCACUGCCCAGUGCAACUCUUGGGUCAAAUUGGCUGGCAGGUCCACGGUUGCAGCAUCAGGCCGGUGGCUGGAUGGUAUCCGAAAAUGGUAUUACAACACUACAGGGUUCAAUAAGCUUGGCUUAAUGCAAGAUGAUACUAUCUACGAUAAUGAAGAUGUAAAAGAAGCUAUAAGAAGACUUCCUGAGAGACUUUAUAAUGACCGGAUGUGUCGCAUUAAGAGAGCACUGGACCUGUCCAUGAGGCAGCAGAUCUUGCCUAAAGAACAGUGGACAAAAUUUGAAGAGGAUAAAUUCUACCUUGAGCCAUACCUGAAAGAGGUUAUUCGGGAAAUAAAAGAGAGAGAAGAAUGGGCAAAGAAAUAA